Lactuca virosa is the source of this 2262-nucleotide messenger RNA. NCBI's taxonomy places the organism in Eukaryota, Viridiplantae, Streptophyta, Magnoliopsida, Asterales, Asteraceae. The record is from the annotation of a GenBank genome assembly.
AUGGUGGAUGAGGUGUCCAACGAUCGAUUGCAUGAGAACCGGUGGUGGUGGAAGGAGAAGUUAUGCGUUGGUUUGAAGGAGAACCAAGGUUCGACAUACGAACUACGAAGAAGGAAGCAUGGAAAAGGUCCUCAAGAUCUCCACUAUCGUCUUCACGAUCCGUCAUUAAUGGCAACCAAAGGGAAUCCAGGAGACAAUAGAACACGAAAAUCCUUUUCAAUAUUCAUAGUCGUGGGUCUCUGUUGCUUCUUCUAUCUACUUGGAGCAUGGCAAAAGAGCGGAUUUGGUAAAGGAGACAGCAUAGCACAAGAAGUAACAAAAACAGCAGAUUGCAGUGUCCUUUCAAAUCUAAACAUAGAAACACAUCAUGGAGAUGGAAUCAAAAACCUCCAUGAUCUACAACAAACCAAGGUUUUCCAACCAUGUGCUGAUAGAUUCAUUGACUACACACCUUGCCAUGAUCAAAUGCGUGCCAUGACUUUCCCUAGAGACUUCAUGAACUACAGGGAAAGACAUUGUCCCCCUGAAAAUGAAAAGCUUCAUUGUCUGAUUCCAGCUCCUAAAGGGUAUGUGACUCCAUUCCCAUGGCCUAAAAGCAGGGAUUUUGUCCCUUUUGCUAAUGCACCUUACAAGAGCUUGACAGUUGAAAAGGCGAUUCAGAAUUGGAUUCAAUAUGAAGGCGAUGUGUUUAGAUUCCCAGGUGGAGGGACUCAGUUUCCUCAUGGAGCAGAUGCUUAUAUUGAUCAAUUGGCAUCUGUGAUUCCAAUUGGAAAUGGAAUGGUUAGAACUGCAUUGGAUACUGGUUGUGGUGUUGCAAGUUGGGGUGCAUACUUAUUCAAAAGAAAUGUUAUAGCCAUGUCUUUUGCUCCAAGAGAUUCACAUGAAGCACAAGUCCAAUUUGCCCUUGAAAGAGGUGUCCCUGCAAUUAUUGGUGUUCUUGGAACUAUAAAGCUUCCAUACCCUUCAAGGUCUUUUGACAUGGCUCAUUGUUCUAGGUGCUUGAUUCCAUGGGGUGGAAAUGAUGGGAAGUAUAUGAUGGAAGUUGACCGGGUUUUGAGACCCGGUGGGUAUUGGGUUCUUUCUGGGCCUCCAAUUAAUUGGAAAGUUAAUUUCAAGUCAUGGCAAAGACCAAAAGAAGAAUUGGAAAAAGAACAAAGGAAUAUUGAGGAAAUGGCUAAACUUCUUUGUUGGGAGAAGAAAUAUGAGAAAGGUGAAACUGCAAUUUGGAGGAAAAGAGUAAAUCAAGGAUAUUGUCAAGAACGAGACUCUCGUGUUACUUUGUGUCAAUCCACAAAUCCCGAUGAUGUUUGGUACAAGGAAAUGGAAGCUUGUGUGACUCCUUACAUGGAAACAAACAACACAGAUGAAAUUUCUGGUGGAGAAUUAAAACCGUUUCCAGAACGACUUAAUGACAUUCCUCCAAGAAUCAGUAGUGGCUCCAUUGAUGGAGUCUCCAUUCAGUCAUUCCAACAAGACAAGAAAUUGUGGCAAAAACAUCUUAAUGCUUACAAGAGAGUAAAUAAGAUUAUUGACUCAGGGCGAUAUCGUAAUAUCAUGGAUAUGAAUGCAGGGUUUGGAAGCUUUGCAGCUGCUCUUGAGUCUCCAAAGUCUUGGGUGAUGAAUGUGAUGCCAACUAUUGCUAAAAGGGAUACUCUUGGUGUGGUUUUUGAACGUGGAUUGAUUGGAAUCUAUCAUGACUGGUGUGAAGCCUUCUCAACAUACCCAAGAACAUACGACCUUAUCCAUGCAAAUGGUCUUUUCACCUUGUACAAAGACAAGUGUAGUUAUGAAGACAUUCUUUUGGAAAUGGAUAGAAUUUUAAGGCCAGAAGGAACUGUUAUAAUACGUGACAAUGAAAGAGAAGUGAUGAAGGUGAAAAGAAUUGUUUCUGGAAUGAGAUGGGAUGCAAAAAUGGUGGAUCAUGAAGAUGGGCCUCUUGUUCCUGAAAAGAUAUUGUUUGUAGUCAAACAAUAUUGGGUUGCUGGUCAAAAUUUGACUUCUUGGAGAUGAUGAUGAUGAUGAUGAUGAUAGUGAUGGUGAUGAUGAUGAAAGAUUGAUUAAGUUGGGUUGUUUUGAUCUUUGAUUAGAUGUAACAAGAUGUUGAAUUUUAGUUUGAGAUUUAGAGGUGAGCUUUUAGUGUAAAAUUAAGAGUGGCCUUGUGUAUUUUAAUUUUUUGUUCAAUUUGUAGUUUUGAUUUAACAUUUUAUUAAUGUUGGCCAUGAAAGUGUUAAUGGUUUUGUUUGGUUUGAUUUUUUAUUUAAA